AUGUCAUCCUAUGAUGACCAUGAGAAGAAUUUGCGCCUCUCUACCUUGCCUACUGUUAGAGCUGGAAGUCGUCAAUGGCGCCAAAGAUGCACUAGUACUUUCCCGCUAUUUCCCUGGAAUAACUGCUUUCAUCAUCACCAUUCAAAAGUAAAAUCUCCACCUUCUAUACAAUAUGGAACCAAGGGAGGUCUUCACAAUGGUAGCAGUACUGAUGACCAGGAAGGCUUGUCACUUAAACAUAUUGUGUUUGGCAUAGCAGGAUCUUCUCAACUUUGGACACGACGAAAAGAAUAUGUUAGACUAUGGUGGCCUCCCAAUGACAUGCGUGGGCAUGUUUGGCUAGAUGAACAAGUACUUCAACAACAUGGAGAUGAUUUAUUGCCCCCAACCAUGAUUUCUGAAGACAUCUCAUACUUUCACUACACUAAUCCCACUGGUCACCCUUCUGGUCUUCGGAUUUCUCGCAUUGUCAAAGAGAGCUUUGACCUUGGCCUCUUAAAUGUGCGCUGGUUUGUCCUCUGUGAUGACGAUACCAUCUUCAAUGUGGAUAACCUUGUGGAUGUUCUCAGCAAGUAUGAUUCCUCUGAAAUGAUUUAUAUAGGUAGCCCCUCGGAGAGCCAUUCAACAAAUUCGUACUUUAGUCACUCAAUGGCCUUUGGUGGUGGCAGAAUUGCAGUAAGUUAUCCUCUUGCAAAGGAACUUUCUGAGAUUCUUGAUGAAUGCAUAGAGAGGUAUCCCAAACUCUAUGGUAGUGAUGAUCGCUUACAUGCCUGCAUUACUGAGCUUGGAAUUCCGUUGACAUGGGAGCAUGGUUUUCACCAGUGGGACAUAAGAGGUGAUGCCCGUGGUCUGCUCUCCUCUCACCCGAUAGCACCAUUUGUGUCUAUUCAUCAUGUUGAAGCUGUAAAUCCGUUUUACCCUGGCUUGAGCUCUUUGGAUAGCCUAAAACUUUUUAUAAAGGCCAUGAGAGCAGAUCCCAGAAGCUUCUUGCAGCGUUCAAUACGUUACAACGAUUCUCGGCAUCUAACAUUCUCAGUUUCACUCGGUUAUGGAGUUCAAGUCCUUCCUAACAUUGUAUCUCCCUGUGAGCUGGAGCGCUCGGAACGAACUUACUCUGCUGGGAAUGGCAUUAGUCAAAGGAAUGAAUUUGACUUUGAUGCUAGGGACCCAUCCAGAUCCAUUUGUAAAAAACCAGUUCUCUUCUUUCUCAAAGAUGCUAGAAAAGAAGGUAAUGUUGCUUUGGGCUCAUAUGUUCGGAGUGGUGAUAAAGACGAUUUCAAAAGAAGAAUUUUGUGCUUUCCUCGCAUCCCACCUUUGCGCAAUGUGCAAGAGAUCCAGGUAGUGGUGCAUCCUUUGAGCAAGAAUUGGCAUGUGGUUCCACGUCGACUCUGUUGCAGGAAAACCAAAUCAAGCAAAGAACUCCUCCAAAUCUCAAUUGGGCAGUGUGGGAAGGGAGCUUGA
This is a messenger RNA of Arachis ipaensis, 1461 nucleotides long. RefSeq lists its product as uncharacterized. NCBI's taxonomy places the organism in Eukaryota, Viridiplantae, Streptophyta, Magnoliopsida, Fabales, Fabaceae. The record is from RefSeq and is a predicted model, not a curated record.